This is a messenger RNA of Paralichthys olivaceus (Japanese flounder), 2333 nucleotides long. Lineage: Eukaryota; Metazoa; Chordata; Actinopteri; Pleuronectiformes; Paralichthyidae. The record is from RefSeq and is a predicted model, not a curated record.
UUGCCGUAGCUGUGAGCGUCCUCGCCGUUGCCAUGGAGAUCCUUUUCGCUCGUAGGUGAAACAGACGGAGAAAAAUGAGACGCGGAAAAAACAAGAAGAAAACUACGAUCACAGGUGACACACGUGUUAAAGAGGAGACAGGGACAAACUUAGAGGACACACGUGUUAAAGAGGAGACAGGGACAGAGGGGGAACAAGAAGAGAAGAGAAAAGUGGAACCGAACCUUCAGCCAGAGAAAGAGGACAUGUGCCAGCUCCCCUCCACAUUAUUGAACCUUAUUCUACAGAGACAUGAGGGGGAAACCAGUGGAGCACAGUGUCACGGGGAAGGUGUCGCUUAUUUUGAAAGAGGCCACAUGUACAAGGGUGAAAUGUUUUAUAACCAGAGUAAGACCUCAUCGUACAAAGGAGACUGGGUGAAGAACAGCAGAGAGGGAUUCGGAGUGAGAUGCUACCCCUCUGGUAACAUUUACUCUGGUGAGUGGAGGAACAACCUGAGGCACGGAGAGGGCACGAUGAGGUGGCUGCAGCUGGGACAGGAGUAUGCUGGGAUGUGGCAGGAUGGGGUCCAGCAUGGGCGAGGAACACAUGUCUGGAUGCUGAGGCAAACUGAUGGAGCCCAGUAUUCUCAGAGUAAUCGAUACACUGGGGAUUUCGUUCAGGGUCAGAGGCACGGACGGGGAACAUUUUUCUAUGCUGAUGGUGCAAUCUAUGAAGGAGAAUGGAGGAACGAUAAAAAACAUGGGAAGGGGAAAUUCACUUCUAAGGAUGGGCAUGUUUUUGAAGGAGAAUUUGUGGACGAUCACAUGAUGACAAACGAAUUGAAUGGAAACAGAGCUGGCACUCCUCUGUGUGGUGCACCUACUCUGUCAGGUAGUGCUUCAUCUGUGUUCGGAGCAGACGUGAGCCUGAACAUUAAAAGUCUUCUGGAUAAAAUCCCUCAGAAAAAGCGCAACACUGAACUCAAACAGUUGGAGUUUGUGGUGCUGAGGCAGGACGCAGAGCUGCGGUCCAUCUACAGCUUCUACUGCAGACUCGGUCACGUCAGCUCCUCAGACAACACCUUCCUGCUGUCCCGCCUGCAGCUCUGGCGCCUGCUCAAAGACUGUAACAUCCACCAUCAUGGCAUCACUCUGACAAAGAUAGACAGUUUAAUCCAAGAGGAUUCCACCACACAGGUCCAGUCUCCUUUUACCCUCAUCCCGCUUCGUAGGCUCCUCAGCUGUCUAGUGAUCGUGGCCCAUCACAUCUACAAUGAAAACAUGGAGUCACAAAAGUACCUUCUGGCUUCCUGCUUCUCCAAACUGAUGACGGACGACAUCCUUCCCAAUGCCAAGAAUGUCAAAGGUUUCCUGUUUGGACAACCAGACAUUUCAGCUGCGGCUCUGAACUACAUGAGUAGGUGCUGGGACGUCUAUCAGGCCAGGUGCAGGGUCCACGCAGCCCCAGGAGAUGACCAGACCAUGACCUGCAGACAGCUGCUGUGGAUGUUCAAGGAUCUGCGUCUGUUGGACAAUAACCUGACCACAGUGAGGUUACUAAAUAUCAUUGCUGCAGAGAGCCAAGAACCCAACAACGUGUCAUCCUGCCUGAAUCUGGAGAUCACAUUCCUGGAGUUUUUUGAGGUGCUCCUGGGCUGCGCUGAAGUGAAGUGUCAGCAGGUUUCUGAAAAGCUGGAGGAGAGCUGCUCCCCGUUCAGAUCAGAUGCAGAGUCCAGAGAUCUCUCCAAGGACGUCAGAGAGAGUCAACAAGAUGUCAAGACUAAAGUCUGCGAAGAACCUCGGUCUGCAGUGCACAGAGAAGAACAUAGAGCUGAGAGGAAGGACAUGGAGGCCAAAGACCAGACGAUUCAUCAGUUCUUCAACCAAAUUUUCUUUCCUGCAUUUGACCAUUACCAGUUAGUGACUAAAUACAUGGAGGAAGAUAAACUCCGUCAGAAGUUAAAUCAAUAGCAAAAGCCAAACGAGACAGGUAGACUAGAUUUGUCUUUGUUGGGUCAGUUGACAUUUUGAAGUCAAAAGCUUGAUAAAAUUGGUUUAUAUGCAUCGUUACAGUGGUUUUGUCAGAACAUGUUUAUGAAUUGGUGAGAAUAUAAGAUUUUUUCACUGUGUGCAUUAAACUUUUUCUGAUUUCAAGACAGAAAUUGCAAAAACUGAAUACUGACUGAAGUCUAAACAGCACUACUAGGACUAAUGUCACUUUUUAAAAUUCAUACUAUAGAAAAUUUCACAAAGCAGCCACCAGGUGGCAACUUUGACCUUCUAUUCCACUUUAAUCUUUGUUGGCUGUGGAUCAGAAGGAGCAGUAAGAGCUCAAACCAAACAAAAUCUAUA